CACCGCUCGGUUCCCCUCCCGCCCCUCGCUCCCUCCCUUUCUUCUUCCCUCCCUUCUAGUCUGGGACUUGGGAAAGCAGGAUAGCGAGUUUGCCGCGUUCCUUCCGCGCGUCCGGAGGGCGCGCCGCAGCGUGGGUUCGCCCGGGACUCGCACUCCUCGUCCCGCGCCCGUCACGCGCCUAAACUCCUUGGAGACCCUCCGGCUGCUGGGGGACUCGCGCCCGCCCGCGCCCGGGGGUCCUGUUCCUUGCAUCCUCCGGGCUGCGAGAAGGAGCCUGCGGCGGGGACCCGGAGCAGGGAGCCCGGGUGGGCGGCUGAGGUGAGCACCGGCCGGCCCCGCUGGGAAUAUGGCGACCGGUGGCUACCGGACCAGCAGCGGCCUCAGCGGCAGCACCACAGACUUCCUGGAGGAGUGGAAGGCGAAGCGCGAGAAGAUGCGCGCCAAGCAGAACCCCCCGGGCCCGGCAGCCCCGGGCGGGGGCAGCAACGACGCGGCCGGGAAGCCCCUGGCGGGGGCGGUGGGCACUUCGGCGGCGGCCGCUGCGGCCAACGAGCUCAACAACAACCUCCCCGGCGGCACGGCCGCACCUGCUGCCCCCGGCCCUGGGGGCGUGAACUGCGCUGUGGGCUCCGCCGCGCUGGCCCGGGCGACCCCCGGUCCGCGGCGGCCGGAGGACGAGCCCUCAGCGGCCGCUGCCUCCGGGGCACCGCCACCCCGGGGGGACGAGGAGGAGCCGGACAGCGCCCCGGAGAAGGGCAGGAGCUCGGGCCCCAGCGCCAGGAAAGGCAAGGGACAGAUCGAGAAGAGAAAGCUGCGGGAGAAGCGGCGCUCCACCGGCGUGGUCAAUAUCCCCGCGGCAGAGUGCUUAGAUGAAUAUGAAGAUGAUGAAGCAGGGCAGAAAGAGCGAAAGCGAGAAGAUGCAAUUACACAGCAGAAUACAAUGCAGAAUGAAGCUGUAAGCUUAUUAGAUCCAGGCGCUUCCUAUCUGCCAACGGAACCAUCUAGAACUGUUUCAGGCAGAUAUAAAAGCACAACUGCUGCCUCUGAAGAUGAUGUCUCAAGUAGAUACACCCGAACAGAAAGAAGUGGGUUUAGUAGAUACAACAGAGAUGCAAAUGUUGUGGGUAAUUUGGUCUCAAAUAGCACAUUGGAAAAGAAAAUUGAAGAUCUUGAAAAGGAAGUAGUAAGAGAAAGGCAAGAAAACCUAAGACUUGUGAGACUGAUGCAAGAUAAAGAGGAAAUGAUUGGAAAACUCAAAGAAGAAAUUGAUUUGUUAAAUAGAGACCUAGAUGACAUAGAAGAUGAAAAUGAACAACUAAAGCAGGAAAAUAAAACUCUUUUGAAAGUUGUUGGGCAAUUGACAAGGUAGAAGAUUCGAGGCCCAAUAUUGAAAAAAAUAUUUUAAUAACUACUGGUUGAAUGUUAUAGUUAAUGCUAGGAAGAUAUUCCUAUGCUGCAAUACAUUAAAAUAACUAUGUAUAUUUAUUUCUAGAAAAUGGAUGUUUAUUUUCAAAAUAUUUCUUUUUCAUUAUUAGUUUAAAAAAGCAUCAGUCUUUUAUUUCUUAAAUAAGUAACAUCUUUCAGUUAUUGAAAUGAUAGGUAAUGUCUCUUUUGGUUUUGUGUGGUAUUCAAAUAAUAUAUGGUUUAAAGUCACAGCCAUUUGGAUAUAUUUUAUCUGUUAGUACAUUUUCUCCAUAAAGGUAUAUACAUAGUCUUUGUUUACAUGAAUUCAAGUAUUUGGAGGAAUUACCUACAAAUGCCUUAGUAUUGAUGUGCGGCGUUUUGUGUGUUGAAGUUUUGGUCAUUAAGGUCUUUGUCUACUGAAAUUUUUUCUUUCCACUUAUUCUAAAUGAUUUAGAGUAACAAGUAAAAGUCGCACUAUUCUGUGUAACAGUAUCUUUUAAAGGAAAGCUAUUAUACAAUGUCAAUUAAUAUCAUGUUCUAGUUGGCUAAAAUUAAGAGAAUACUUGAAUUAUGUUAUAGUAAAUGAGUUUACUAUUUUGUCUUUGAAUACUGAAAAUUUUUUAAUUACUUCAGCUUUUAAAAACAUAGUUAUAAUUUUAAUCUAUAAUUUCCUAUGUAGGUACUACUUUUUUUAUUGUUCCAAGGCUUAUUAGUGAAUAUGGGAUAUUUAAAAAGCUGUUUAUUCUGCAGGUCUCAAAGUGUGUGUAAUUUCAGCAUUUAAAAGAAAAUUCAGCAUUUUAUUAUCCAUAUGCAUGAAAAUCAGAAACAAAAUAUUUAUCCACACUUAAGACAUUUAUACAUAUAUUAACAAAACAACAUGUAAGCAGGAGCAGUACUAAAAUACAUUGCCUAAUUUCUAAGUUGGAAAACACUGUGACACAGUUUUUCUCAUGUGACUAUUUUUGUAUCCCAAUUUUAAGGGCUUCUUCUUUGCGACACUGAAAUUUUUAAAAAGUUAUUUCUUAAGAAUUAUAAAAAUGGUCUCUUCUAUUAAAUAGCCUUAAUUCUUAGGGUUGUUUUAUAUUAUAUUUUUAUGUUGAGUAAGAGCCCACACCCUUCCUUAACAUAUGUUAAGAAUGUCUGCCUGGCAGUAGUACUGAUAUCCUUUUAUCCCAUCAGUGUAUGAAAGUGGCUUGAAUAUAGUAAAAUCCAUUUUGGUUACA
Molecule: messenger RNA, 2627 nt
Organism: Sciurus carolinensis (gray squirrel)
Lineage: Eukaryota; Metazoa; Chordata; Mammalia; Rodentia; Sciuridae
Gene: Pawr
Product: pro-apoptotic WT1 regulator
Exons: 7
Coding region: 347-1369 (340 amino acids)
Biological process (GO): positive regulation of apoptotic process; apoptotic process
Cellular component (GO): cytoplasm
Source: RefSeq, a predicted model, not a curated record